Choloepus didactylus (southern two-toed sloth) is the source of this 2385-nucleotide messenger RNA. RefSeq names its product RAS related 2 (gene RRAS2). Gene Ontology annotation, cellular component: plasma membrane. The transcript is spliced from 6 exons. The record is from RefSeq and is a predicted model, not a curated record. The coding region runs from base 278 to 892 and encodes 204 amino acids. NCBI's taxonomy places the organism in Eukaryota, Metazoa, Chordata, Mammalia, Pilosa, Megalonychidae. Gene Ontology annotation, molecular function: GDP binding; GTP binding; GTPase activity. Gene Ontology annotation, biological process: signal transduction.
UGUAGCGGCGCUGGAGGCUGCGUUCGGCUGGAGCUGCGGAGACGGAUAGAGGAGCGCGCUCCCCCGGUCGUUGCCGCCCCUGGUCGCGUUGGACACCCCGCUUCUCCACGCCUUGGGCGGGACCGGCCAACCUCGGGCGCCGGGCUUAACGCGCGGACCGGCCCUCACAGCUCCCGGUACCCGGGACCCUCGCCCGGCUGCUCGUCCGCAGCCCGCCGGCCGCACACGUCCCCGGAGCCUGGCCUAGGGCGGGCGGCGACGGCUCGGCGGCGUCCCCAUGGCCGCGACGGGCUGGCGGGACGGCUCCGGCCAGGAGAAGUACCGGCUCGUGGUGGUCGGCGGGGGCGGCGUGGGCAAGUCGGCGCUCACGAUCCAGUUCAUCCAGUCCUAUUUUGUAACGGAUUAUGAUCCAACCAUUGAAGAUUCCUAUACAAAGCAGUGUGUGAUAGAUGACAGAGCAGCCCGGCUAGAUAUUCUGGAUACUGCAGGACAAGAAGAGUUUGGAGCUAUGAGAGAACAGUAUAUGAGGACUGGCGAGGGUUUCCUGUUGGUCUUUUCAGUCACAGAUAGAGGCAGCUUUGAAGAAAUCUUUAAGUUUCAAAGACAGAUUCUCAGAGUAAAGGACCGUGAUGAAUUUCCGAUGAUUUUAAUUGGUAAUAAAGCAGAUCUAGAUCAUCAGAGACAGGUAACACAGGAAGAAGGACAGCAGUUAGCACGGCAACUUAAGGUAACAUACAUGGAGGCCUCAGCAAAGAUUAGGAUGAAUGUAGAUCAAGCUUUCCAUGAACUUGUCCGGGUUAUAAGGAAAUUUCAAGAGCAGGAAUGUCCUCCUUCACCAGAACCAACGCGGAAAGAAAAAGAUAAGAAAGGCUGCCACUGUGUAAUUUUCUAAGAAUCCCAUGAAUUUUAGCUACCAACUGCCAGGAAAAGUCCUCAUCUUCUCUUUCUCUCCUUACAGUUUACAUCUUGUCGGUACCUUCUUAGCCUUAGACAAGCAAGUCUGACAAAUGAUCACCAUAUUAGCCUUAGACCAAGAAGCUGGCUAAUCCUUUCCAUGAAGAUACUAUGGUCAUUUCAAGACAGAUUAAAAGGAAACACUAAGGCUGCUUCUAAGGUUAUCUGAUUCCUUUAAAAUGUAUAUCUAUAUACACAGACACAUUUUUAAGGACUUACAUUUUAAUAGGGAUGAAUCAGUUUUGGAACCCAAGCUGUUUGCCAAGCUGAAGUCUUAGGUGUGAAAUGAUUUUUAACUUCUGGAGUCAUAUUGCUUACUGUUACUCUAAAUAGAAACUUAGUAUUUUUUUUUUUUUAAAUGUGAAUUUUUGCCCACCUUUAACAAAUUUGAUGUCAGCUUUAGUUAACCUUAGAUACUCUGAAUUGAAUCUGCAAAAGUGAGACAUCUCAGACCUUAACUGAUGCUAUAACUUUGUUUUCCCGUGGCCAAAAUACCAAAAUGCCUAUUUCCUUUAUGGAUUCGAAACCGCUUUUCAAGCCUUUAUUAUUACUCCUGCUCUUGAAGGUGGUAACAGUCUACGUGGCCAGAUAUUUGGUUCAUUUUGGACUUAAGCAUUUCAUUGUUCUUAGUUUUUUAAUUUAACUCUUCACAGCCAGGUUGAGGGUAGAAAUAAACAAUUUCUGUCUGUCUUCUUUUUUAAGUGUUUCUGGAUAAGGGAUUCAAAAAAAACUAAAACUUUUUUGUUUAAUGUAAUGUAAAAUAUGGAAUUGAUCUUUCCGGGGUCAGAGAUGAUUAAUGUUUUUGCUAUAUACUUUUAUACAUUAUUUUCUUAUCAAACUAGUUAACAAGUAUUUUUAUAUGUUUGUAAGCAAAUAUGCUUUCACAGCAUACCUUGUGUAUAUGUAAAGAUAAGUAUUUAAUUCUCACUGUUCACUUUUAACUGACAAAAGGAAAAAUAAGUGGAGGCUACGGAAACUGUGGUAGAACUUUACCUGCUGUUCUGGUCCUGGUUGUACCCACUUUGGCCAGUCACAUACCUACUCAAUAAAGCUUCCCAGUAGAGUACAACUUACAGGAUGAGAAUCUGAAAUCACUUUAAAUAUCCCUUACUACAUAUUGACUGUUAUAUCAAGUAUUAAAUGUAAAACUUUUGACAAUUAGUAUAACUGUGGAUGACUUCUGAUUUUGUUUUUAAUUCCGUGGAUUGUGUUUAAACAAUUCCGAAGUAUGUUUCCUGAUUUUGAGAUACUAAGUGGUAUUGCACAGUUGUCACUUUACUGAAUGUGUACAACAGUCCAUGAAGUUUAUAAAGCGUACCCUUGUAUAGCUUCAGGUGCUAGAAUUAAAAUUGAUCUGUUAUCACAAAUUGAUGUUUGUGUACUCAUUUUGUUAUUUUUGUGGUUUGUUGGGGGAGACUUAUUUUACUUGCU